GCGGUUAUUAAAAAAAAGAGAGGGCCACAAAGAAGAGAGAGAGAGAGAGCGAGACAGAGAGAGAGAGAGGAAGAAAAAGCAAAAAAAGAAGGGGAAGGACAAGCCAAUUCCGCUCGAAUCCAGUGAGACUCGUCGGUGAAAUUGCUCUGUCAACUUCUUCUUCUUCUUCUUCUCUCUAACCGCCCCCGUUUUUACUCCUAUGUCAUCAAUGUUCGUUACAAGGUCUAAUCCCGGGGAUACUCGAUCCAGAAUAGUUUCUGCACAAACGAUUUCCGACAUCCUCGAUAUCCAUGGAAACGAUUCUGAGCUAGAAAGUCAGGCUGUCCGGGAACCACAACUUCCCGUCCAGCUCCACCCUACCGUGCCUGACUUAGAUAGAUAACUGGAAAUAUCUACGAUUUUCUUAAUUUGAAUGGACCCAAAGUUACAUAGGGUUGAGUCGCAUGGUUUAGAAACAAGCUGCCAGAUCCGUU
This is a messenger RNA of Aspergillus alliaceus, 473 nucleotides long. RefSeq lists its product as uncharacterized. The record is from RefSeq and is a predicted model, not a curated record. The transcript has a single exon. The coding region runs from base 200 to 382 and encodes 60 amino acids. NCBI's taxonomy places the organism in Eukaryota, Fungi, Ascomycota, Eurotiomycetes, Eurotiales, Aspergillaceae.